Molecule: messenger RNA, 7846 nt
Organism: Microcebus murinus (gray mouse lemur)
Lineage: Eukaryota; Metazoa; Chordata; Mammalia; Primates; Cheirogaleidae
Source: RefSeq, a predicted model, not a curated record
UGAAAUCAUCCCUUUGGAGCGAGGUCCAAGUGCUAAGGUCCUACAGCCUAUAAAUAGCUAAUCAUCUUUGUGCCAGCCAUCCCACUAUCGUGAAUCCAACUUCUGAUUGUCGGACGCAAAAGGCCUGAGACAUCAUCAUAUGAAGACUGUGAAGACAAUCUCAAUUAUGAAUGGUACCGCUGCUGGGCUCCUUCUGCAGAGCAUCUGAAAUGAACCUCUCUUAUUGAUUGUUUUUAUUGGCCUAGAAUCAGGAGUACUGGAUUUAGUUGACUUCAGGGUAAAAAGAAAACAGUCCUGGUUAUCAUCACAAACAUAUGAACCAGUGUGAUGGUGAAAUGAGAUGAGGCUCCGAAAUGGAACUGUAGCCACUGCUUUAGCAUUUAUCACUUCGUUCCUUACUUUAUCUUGGUAUACUACAUGGCAAAAUGGGAAAGAAAAACUUAUUGCUUAUCAACGAGAAUUUCUUGCUUUGAAAGAACGUCUUCGAAUAGCUGAGCAUAGAAUCUCUCAGCGCUCUUCUGAAUUAAAUACCAUUGUGCAACAGUUCAGGCGUGUAGGAGCCGAAACAAAUGGAAGUAAGGCUACAGUGAAUAAAUUUUCAGAUAAUACCCUAAAGCUACUAAAGGAGUUAACAAGCAAAAAAUCUCUUCAAGUGCCAAGUAUUUAUUAUCAUUUGCCCCAUUUAUUGCAAAAUGAAGGAAGCCUUCAACCUGCUGUGCAGAUUGGCAAUGGAAGAACAGGAGUUUCAAUAGUAAUGGGAAUUCCCACAGUGAAGAGAGAAGUUAAAUCAUACCUCAUAGAAACUCUUCAUUCCCUUAUUGAUAAUUUGUAUCCUGAAGAGAAGAUGGACUGUGUUAUAGUAGUCUUCAUAGGAGAGACAGAUGCUGAUUACGUACAUGGUGUUGUUGCCAACCUGGAGAAAGAAUUUUCUAAAGAAAUCAGUUCUGGCCUGGUGGAAGUAAUAUCACCUCCUGAAAGCUACUAUCCUGACUUGACAAACUUGAAGGAGACAUUUGGAGAUUCUAAAGAAAGAGUAAGGUGGAGAACAAAGCAAAACCUGGAUUAUUGUUUUCUAAUGAUGUAUGCUCAGGAAAAGGGCAUCUAUUAUAUUCAGCUUGAAGAUGACAUCGUUGUCAAACAGAAUUAUUUUAAUAUUAUAAAAAAUUUUGCACUUCAACUUUCUUCUGAGGAAUGGAUGAUUCUAGAGUUUUCCCAGCUUGGCUUCAUUGGUAAAAUGUUUCAAGCUCCAGACCUCACUCUGAUUGUAGAAUUCAUAUUCAUGUUCUAUAAGGAGAAACCCAUCGAUUGGCUCUUGGAUCAUAUUCUCUGGGUGAAAGUCUGCAACCCUGAAAAAGAUGCAAAACAUUGUGAUAGACAAAAAGCAAAUCUGCGAAUUCGCUUCAAGCCUUCCCUUUUCCAACAUGUUGGUCUGCAUUCGUCGCUAUCAGGAAAAAUUCAGAAACUCACGGAUAAGGAUUACAUGAAACCAUUACUUCUUAAAAUCCAUGUAAACCCCCCUGCAGAGGUAUCCACUUCCUUAAAGGUCUACCAAGGACACACACUGGAGAAGACUUACAUGGGGGAGGAUUUCUUCUGGGCCAUCACCCCAGUCGCCGGAGACUACAUCUUAUUUAAAUUUGACAAGCCAGUCAAUGUAGAAAGUUACUUGUUCCAUAGUGGCAACCAAGAACAUCCAGGAGACAUUCUGCUCAAUACAACUGUGGAGGUUUUGCCUUUUAAGAGUGAAGGUUUGGAAAUAAGCAAGGAAACCAAAGACAAACGAUUAGAAGAUGGCUAUUUCAGAAUAGGAAAAUUUGAGAAUGGUGUUGCAGAAGGAAUGGUGGAUCCUAGUCUAAAUCCCAUUUCAACCUUUCGACUUUCAGUUAUUCAGAAUUCUGCUGUUUGGGCCAUUCUUAAUGAGAUUCAUAUUAAAAAAGCCACCAACUGAUCAUCUAAGAAAUCAACAUUUUUUUCUAGUGAAUUUAUUGAUUAAAGAUAGUUAAGCAUGUCUUUUUUUUUUUUUUUACUUGAACACUACCUCUUGUGAAAUCUACUGUAGAUAAGAUGAUUGUCAUUUCCACUUGGAAAGUGAAUCUCCCAUGAUAAUUGCAUUCAUUUGAAACUACGCUGUCCUCCGAUUUUAACUUGACUCAAACAUUUUACAAUUAUGACAGCCUGUUAAUAUGACUUGUACUAUUUUGGUAUUAUACUAAUACAUAAGAGUUGUACAUAUUGUUACAUUCCUUAAAUUUGAGAAAAACUAAUGUUAAAUACAUUUUAUGAAGGGGGUACUUUUGAGGUUCACUUAUUUUACUAUUAUAGACCCUCUUUUAUAGAUUAUCAGGGAUUAUAUAUAUAAAUAUAUAAAUAUACAUAAAAAUGUUAUGAAGUUAAUUUAUUAGAAACACUUAAGAAGUACAUAUUUUUGUGCAGUAAAUUUUUGAAUUGAUACAUUUUUUGAAAACCAAUUAACUUGCUUUUUUAAGUUCUUUCUAUCUUUUUCUUUGGAAAAUGCAGACAUUACAAAUCAAUGCCAUUUUUCAAAUGCACUGCCAUUUAAGAUUGAUUAUAGAUGGAUUUCUUAACUGAAGUACUUUUAUAAUCACAGUGAUUCUGAACAAAAUAUUUUCAAAGACAUUUGUCAUUCCUUAAAGCCAAGAUUUUAAAGACCAAUGUCCUUCUUGGGGGUUAUUUUACUAUACUGUGUAUGGUGUAUAGCCACGAAAAAUCAGUCUGAUAAAUUUCAAUGUGCAAGUGUGAUGCAUUCAACUUGAAUUAUUGUAAACUUAAGUCAUUACAUUUCCUCUGAUGUGUAAAAUGACAAACUCUUCUUUCCUUUUUAAUCAUUGUCUUUAACUCAUGAGUUAGAUGCAUUAUCUCUUGUUGAUUCUUUUAUAUCUGCACUCAUUUUAUGAGUUCUGACAAAAUGUUUUCUAGGUGAUAUUAUUGUGUUAAGUCAUCAUUGGUACAAUUUUAAAGAAAAAUUGUAAUACUGUUUUGGGCGAAAGGUAUUGUAGCAGUCAUAUAUUUUUCCAAAAUGAUUUAUUCUAUUGCAUUAUGAACUUAUAAGUAAAUUCCAUGUCCAAAAGUAUGUUUAGUAUUCUUAAACAUGCAAUUCCAAAUAAUGUUACUUCUACAAACAAAGAAUGUUAUCCGCCUCAGCAAUCAGUGAUCUUUAUAAAAGUACUUUAAAAUAAUGAUGAAUUAUCAACUUCAGUUCCAGCCAGUCUAGUCUGACACGCUGGUGUGCCUCAGGUGGGUUGUGUGUUGGUUACAGAUGUGCAGAGUUUGGUUCCCCUGAGCUUUCCAGGGCCUCAGGUGGGGAGGAGGUUCUAGCUGGUUGCCUAAAGCAUGGAGGAGCUUCAGCUGCUUGGCCAGUGUGCUGGACAAAUUGCAUCAAACAGCAGUAUUUUCUGUGCAGUGUCAUGAAGUGGAAAAGGUUGGGAAACACUGAUAUACUACAAUUAUUUCCAUCAGUCCACAUUGUAAUAAUUUUUAGUUACUUUUCUUGAUUGAAAAGUCAAUCAUGUUGCCGAUAAUGAUUUUUAUGUCAAAGUCCAGUUGAAAUUUUUUAUUAGGGUUUUUUCGAUAUAAUUUUCAUGUUCUUGAAUUUACUUUUUAUUUUCUUCUCAAAUUAUUUUGGCCAAGUACCCACAAGCAAAUUUCAUUCAAGAAGAGGUAUAUCCUUUUCAUUGUGUAAAACAUAGUAACUGGUUUAGCAUACUAAGGUUACUGCUAAAAUGACUGAGUAACAGAAGAUAAAAAUCUGUACAGAUGGGUUUAGGAGUCCCCUUGGGUCCCUUGUUCCUUAGUUGCCAACUCCGGUGUCAGGAAGAAAGGCCAUGCUCUGAAAAUCUAGGGAGGAGAAAGUUAUAGCAGCUCCUGGUGCCAUUUGUUUUGGCCUCUAAAGAUGCUCAGACUGUCUAGCCAGCUGCUUCCUGCUUUCUUGUGGUCUCCUUGCCCAGGCUUUUCUCAUCCCUCCUGUUCGUAAGAAUCCUUUUAGCCAGAUCUUUCCCAUCAUUCCAGGCCUUUCUUGUGUUCUCUUCCCCUUGAAUUUAUCAGUGCUUAGGAUGUGCCUGGCACAUGGCAGGUGGCCAGUCAGUGUCUGGAUGAGGGGACCAGCUGUUCCAGCCCACCCUCCUCUUUGUCUUUCUUAUUGCCUUUCUCUGUUGUCCUUGCUGCAUGCUUCUAUACAGACUCAACUGUCUAGUUUUUGCUUGUUUCUGGGGUACAUUUCUAUGUGGGCUGUGUGUUAUCUUUCUGACCAAAGUUCAAGCUCCUGAGGCACACCCACAGUUCAUACUUUUGUCGUCUGAUGCAGCAGGUGCUCAUGGGAUGUCAUGGUUAGUUGCUCCCUCCUUUUUGCCCAGUUCUACACUAGUCAAGGAGAGGAAGCCGUGCUGUCCCCACGCAAGAAACUGGACUGGGAGCAGUGUUAGGGUAGAAGAUUGGAGGAGGUGCAGAGUGCCUGGAAGUGAAAGAAGGUAAAUUCUUGACCUUGAGAGGGCACUGAGCCACUUGACCAGUGUCAAAUUUUGGGACUUAUUUUACACACAUGCACACACACAUAUAAAUUGGAGCAUGGUUUGGUUUGUCAUCUGGUGUAUAUUUCACAUAACCUGUUAGGCUUUUGAGCUGUGCUGGCCUAUAUAGUAGCCACUAACCACAUGGGGCUAUUUAAAUUAAUUUUAAAAAUUCAGCUCUGCAGUCACACUAGCUGCAGUUGAAGUGCUUAAUGGUUAUGUGUGGCUAGUGGCCACCACACUGGACACCACAGGUACAGAACAUUUUCGUCAUUACAGAAAGUUCUGUUGGGAAGUACUGUGUCAAGAGUGCUAAUGUGAACAUUUAGAAACCAGAAUUAAUGAAUUCUCAUGAGGUUAAUAGCAAAUGUGAAUAUAUCAUAAUGCAAAUAUAUGUGGGAAAGAAGAGAAAGUUGAGGACCUAUUUCUAGGAUUUUAUGAUUUCUAAGUUCUUUAUUACAAUCUUAUUGCAUUUUCCACAGCAUGCAUUGUAUUGUACUAUGUAGUCAAAAAAGAUAGUGUGAUUGAAAAGCUUUGGGAAAAGUUUAGUGCAAAUGGAUUAUUUAGCACAUAGGCUAUAGACAUGUAUGUGUAUAUUAAUUUAACCAUUGGAGAUGUCUCUGAACAAGGUAUAGCUUUUUCAAAUUAGUGGUUGCACAAAUAAAUAAUUAAAAAUUAUGGUUAUUUUAAAAACCAUAAGCAAAGUUAUGAAAGCUUCUUUUAAAUCUGUUAUAAUAAUGAAAAAAAUUGCCAACAAUUCUAUCCCUCAAAAGUUUGGUUAUGUGGAAACAGCAUGUUUGCAGAGAUUGUUCUAAUGAAUAGCAGUAUAUGUGUGGUAGGCAGAAUUCUAAAAAUGACCCCCAACCCUGUACUGCCCCCACCAAUGACCUUGUAUAAUAUCCUCCCCUUUGAGUGUGGGUGGAACUUGUAUAAUCCAUGAUUAUAUCACAUUAUAGAGCAAAAGGAAGAUUAUCUGGGAGUGUCUAAUCAAAUCUUGUGGGACCAUUAAAAGCAAGAGUUUUCUCAGGCUGGUAGCAGAAGUCAGAGACUCAAAGCAGAAGGACUCAAGGCACCACUGCUGUUUUAAGGUAGAAGGGGCCACAUGAGAAGGAAUAUAGGUGGCCUUAAGUAGGAGCUGAGAGAGGCAAAAUGGGAACUGCAGUCCUACAGCCACAGGAACUGAAUUCAGCCCACAAAGGUCAUUCAUGGGCUUGGAAAUGCAUCUCCAGAUAAGACCCAGCCUGACCAACACCUCGAUUCCAGCUUUGUGAGACCCUAAGCAGAGAACACAGUUAAGCCUGCUUGGACUUCUGACCUACGGAACUAAUAAAUAAAUAGAGUUGUGUUUUAAGCUGCUCAAUUUGUUAUGCAGUGAUAGAAAAUGAAUGUAAUAUUUAAAAGAGAUAGAGGAAGUCUUCAUACUUGAUUCCUUUCAUAUGUUGGAUAUUUCUUGGUAAAUGCACAAAUAAAGUCUUUACUAGCAAAUCAUAUAUCUGGGCCUCAUCUGGGAUGUGCUCUGCCAGAGAUCUUAAAUAGUCUUCACUGGAAAUAUGUCGGCAAAGUUGCAGCAUCUUAGUAGCACUUUGUAAAGGAACUGCUAGAAUGAAAUUGUACGAAUAGGAUCAAAACAGUGUAUAAGGAAUCUUUUUUUUUUUUUUUUUUUUUUGGUGUUACCUUAUACCAAUCCAGGCUGCUCUGAGCCUGUCAAGAAUAUAUUAAAGAAUGAUAAACAGUGGUAUUAGAUACAACAUUAAGAAAACAAAACUUAUGCCUUUAUGUAAACAUCAGAUAAUCUACUCUGUACUGACAGACUUAAUUUUCUUCUAGACUAAAACUUAAUCAUCUAACACAGAUCAGAUCCUAUGUGGGCCAACUAAAUUUUUAUUACUUAAAGAGUAUUUUCCCCAAAUACCUCUCUGCAUCCAAGCCAUUACUUGCUAAUGUUUAUUUUGGUUUAUCCUUUAAUUUUUGUGCUUAUUUUUAUAUACUGCUAUGGCCUUGAUUGAUGUAAGACCAAGUAGAGCUAAAGGAAGAAAAAUAAGGCUACAGACUAAAAAUAUGGGAAAUUUGAGUCAUAAUCAUAUCUUAGUGUUAUAAGAGAACUUAGAUAUCCAAUCCCUUUAUAGAAAAGGAAACUUUUCCAAGCUAUGUAGCAAUAUUUAUAGUGUGUAAAAUUUAGUUUGAUAGUUGUGAAAUUUUAUAAAUUAUUAAUCUUAGAUAUAUGCUAUGAUAACUAGUAUGCUUUCUUUAAUGCAUGUGAACAUACAAUGCUAAAAUAAAAAGACAAUAUUAUUUAAAAAGAAACCAAACCAAGGAUUUUGUUAUAUAUCUCCAUAUCAUCGAUACCUAUAUGUUAAUUCUUUUUUUUUUUUUUCACCCGAAACACUCACUUCACCAGUUCAGGCACUAAAUAGGUCGUUUUCAAAGGAACAAACAGGAAGGAGUGAGCUGGCACUCCACUGUGCAUGUGAGCUGAGAAUUUAGAAGACAGUGUUCUAGAAAGUAAACUGAGUGUUGAAGGGAAGCACUUUGUGUCAUUCCCACUGUUAACAUUGCAGUAAAAAUGUAAAAUAUAGUGGUGCUAAAUUUGUCCUAAAAUAAGGCUUGUUUGUUGUGGGGAAUAUUUUAAUACUCGCCAUUAGGAAGGCUAUUUUAUGUAUUACUCGCUCCUGGCUGUUUCACUGUAUUAGUAAUUACUAAACUGUCCUAGAAUCAAAGGUUUGGUACAUUAGCUUGGUUGGCAUUCCAUUCUUUAUUUGAAAUGCUCAGUGUUUGCUCAAAUCUGGUGAAAAUAUCUUUUGAAGGCAUAUUCUCUGAGCCUUAAAAAUGGCUGAUAUCGACAGUACUGUAAGAUGCACUGCCAGCAGAUUUGAUACUUUUUAUUUCAGUAUAGACAGUAGUAUUUUCUAAGAAAGAUUUUAGAGAUCAGCCUAAGUGUAACAAUUGUGUUUCAUUCAUGGAAUAAAAAACUAAAGCGUGUCUCAUUCAGAACACUUUGGAAAGGUUGUCUUUGCAUUUAGGGUUGUUUCUGGAAGCAUCUCAUGGAGAAGCUGAGGAAUCUCUGCCAGGUUGUACCAGAGUGUUUUUCUUCUUAAAUGUAUUGUACAUAUUUUCCUUAAAAUGUCUUCAUUAGUUGAAUAGUUAAUAUCUGUAGUAAUAUUUUAGGUAUCUGUCAGAUUUUUAAAGAAAAAGAUUAUUUAUUUUCAGAUUUGCUGCUAUAAUUGAAAACCCAAUAACUGGUCUUGUUGAUUGUGCCUUUCAUCACUGUUUCUCUGUGCCACAGCUGUUCAUGUGUAUUUGAAAUAAAGAAGUUUCAAAAGCCA